AUGCAGUUAGCUAAAGUGGAGGUAAAUAGUGGCUCUGAUACAUCCUUUUGGUUUGCAAGAUGGUCGCAAUUGGGAAGUCUUAUUGAGUUAACGGGAGAGAGAGGCUGCUUGAUAAUGGGUAUUCCUAUUAACUCAACAGUGGAAAGAGUUGUGCAGACUUAUAGAGCCAGACGCCACAGGUUUCUUGUCUAUCAACAGAUUGAGAAAGAAAUUCUCUCUCUUAGAAGACAGGGGCUUAAUCAACAGGAAGACGCUUGUUUGUGGAAAAGAGAUAAUGGGGAUUUCAAGCCAGAUUUUUCCACUUCUCAGACAUGGAACAUUGUAAGAACUCAAUCGCCUAAAGUGACGUGGUUUAAAGGGAUUUGGUUCCGAGAAGCGACCCCAAAACUCUCCUUCAUUGCUUGGUUGGCGAUUCAAAACAGGCUAGCCACAGGUGACAGGAUUAUCAGAUGGAAUCCUCAAGCCAUAACCACUUGCUGGCUCUGUAACUCAGCUGAAGAAACCAGAGAUCAUUUGUUUUUUGAGUGUGGCUAUUCGAAAGAAGUUUGGAGAAGCAUUAUGGGGAAUCUUGCAGGCCAUAGGAAUUUAUUUCAAUGGUCUCAGAUUGUUCAGAUUCUGAUAAAAGGCCUUCGUGAAAGAGUGUCAACUUUCCUAUUCAGAUAUGGGUUUCAAGUGGUUAUUUAUGCGAUUUGGUAUGAGAGGAAUGUGAGAAGAGUUGGUGAAGCCUCACAAACUACGAGCUGUAUGAUAAGAAGACUUGACAAGAUGGUUCGAAACAGGAUUACAACUUUGAGGAAGAAUCCGGGAGGGAAGUAUGAGAAAGCAAUGGAAGUGUGGUUUGGAAGAAAUUGA
Molecule: messenger RNA, 852 nt
Organism: Raphanus sativus (radish)
Lineage: Eukaryota; Viridiplantae; Streptophyta; Magnoliopsida; Brassicales; Brassicaceae
Exons: 1
Coding region: 1-852 (283 amino acids)
Source: RefSeq, a predicted model, not a curated record